UCGGACUUUGAGCUUUAGCCUCGUUCACGUUUCUCUUUCGUGAGAAAUGAGCGAGCCCUCCGCGUAAACAAGCAGCGGAGAUCAAUCUUACCGGCUACUAGGUUGUCGUCUCGUCGGAUUGGAGUGUUAUAUAUAGGUCACAGGGACCUGCAAUUUCGCUUCACACAAACCUUCCUUCUUCACUCUGCUCGCUCCCUCGAAACCCUAAACUUUCUCUUCUUUUUGACACGUUCUUUCUUCCUUUUCCCUGCGUCUGAAAAUGGCCGGAAACAAUAGCUUCUUGACCAGCUUACUUGGCCUCGUCGACGACGACAAGUUCAUGAAAGAUGUCAUGAGCAAGCCAUGCUCUGGGACGGAACAAGUUAAUGUCAGGUUUUACUUGAAUCUCGUCGAGAAAAUCCUCAACCAAGCCAUGGCCAUUGUGGAUGAUGUUGCUAAAAACACUCCGCCAAAGGGUGACCAAUGUCAAAGCAAAAGCUCAACCUCACUUUCUUUAGAGACUUCUAUUCCUUUGUCAUCUACCAUCAACGAACUAUGCUAUCAGAUUACUUGCAAGGCCCGAACCAGCAACGUGUACCAAACAGUGUCAUCGCUUUUCAACAUGUUGUCAUCAUUUUCAUGGGAUGCCAAGGCAGUGCUAACACUCCUAGCUUUAUCAGUGUACUAUGCUGAGCAUUGGCGUCUCACUCAAAUUGAAGAGUCUGACGACCUUUUAAGCUUAACAGCGAUGUUGAGAGGGUCACAUGCAAUUGGUAAGUCCUCCGACACACAGCGGAUCAAGGCUUUUGUGGCGCUGAAUAAUCUAAUCAAGUUGACUUUGGAGUUCACCAAGUGCGCUGUUGAGUUUGUGAGCUACCCCAGAGAUUUUGGAGAAAUUUCAGCAUCAAUCGACAUAUCAGCCCGUUUUUAUUACAUCAUUGUCAUCAUACUUGGCUGCUCAGUUCAGUUCAGUGGCUUGAUCAGCAUGAGCAAUGAGUUCCUAGGGCAAAAUCUGUGGACCUUCUCGGACCAGGUCACGAAGAAAUAUGAAUCCUUCAAGAAAGAAGUGGAAUAUCUCAGAGAAAAGCACGCGGAGCAAAUUUCAUAUGAGAAGAUUAAGAAACUUUCCAAACACUGUACUGAUAUUGUGGAGCUUAUGGCGGCGCUGUUUUGCACCAAGCAUGAUUUUUUGACAGUUUAUCACUGUUCCAAGAGGACAACGGUAACGGUGGAGAAGUUCAGGAACAAGAUCGUGAUGCUGCUUAUUUCGGACUUGGACUUGUCGGAUGAAGAUUUGAAAACCAUUACCCGCAUCUACAGUGAGUCUAACAUCCAAAGAAGUAACUACAAAAUUAUGUGGGUUCCGAUUGUUGAGGAACAUAACGAGGUGACACAGAAGAAGUUCCUGGAGAAGAGAUCUAAGAUGCGUUGGUACACAAGCAACUCCAUGGUCAGCAAGCCAGCAGCAAAGUUCAUCCGGAAGAAGUGGCAAUUUAGGCAGCAGACUAAGGUUGUAGUGUUGAACCGACAGGGGAAGGUGGAGAACAUGGACGCGAUGGCGAUGAUACGUCUUUGGGGACAGGAAGCCUUUCCGUUCACGGAGUCAAAGGGCAAGGAGCUCUGGAACAAGCAAGGGAUCAACUGGUUCAAGCUCGUGGUGAACAUGGUCUUCCCUGAUGUCGAAAAAAGCAUUGAAGGGGAGGAGCUCAUAUUCUUGUACGGCUCGGAUGAAGAUCCCAGACAGUCAAAAAUUGAAAAAUACCUGAGCGAGAUCAACGGUUAUAUUGGCUCUUACAAGGUCAUCAACAUCAGCACCAAGAGAGCAAUUCCUUACCCGGCUCGAGAGCUGCCUGAGCUGCUCCAGCUCUACACCAGCUACAAGCAGUUUGGUGGGUUUGCCGUCAUCGCGAGAGGGUCGAGGGUAGUCGUCAACACUCGUCUCAUGGAUUUCGAGACAGUGCUGUCGCAGCACCAGAUGUGGGUGAAAGCUGCACAGCCUUUCGAGGCCGCCUUCAAAAGGCACUACGAUGAGGUCAUCAAAAAGCCGCGCCGCCACCAUUUCUAUAUCCCCAGUGUAGCUGGCAACAUGCCGGAGAACAUCAAGUGUGCCAAGUGCUCUCGGUACAUGAAGACCGCUGUCAGCUUCGAGUGCUGCCACGGUGACGAGCCGAUGAUGCCAUCUCGCCUGACCUCUUUGCCUGGCACUCAGGGAUUUCAAGACAGUGCUGUCGCAGCACCACAGCCGGCAACAUACCCGAGUGCUGUCGCAGCACCACCAGCUGCUACUGUAGCACUACCAGAGCCGGCAACAAACCAGAGUGCCGUCCCUGCAUCAGAGUGGGCAACAUCCCAGAGUGCUAUCGCAGCACCACCAGAGCCGAAACUAGAGUUUGGAUCAUACGCGGAUGGAUCAAUUGUAUGA
This is a messenger RNA of Eucalyptus grandis, 2401 nucleotides long. RefSeq names its product protein SIEVE ELEMENT OCCLUSION B-like. Lineage: Eukaryota; Viridiplantae; Streptophyta; Magnoliopsida; Myrtales; Myrtaceae. The record is from RefSeq and is a predicted model, not a curated record. Gene Ontology annotation, biological process: phloem development. The coding region runs from base 260 to 2401 and encodes 713 amino acids. The transcript has 8 exons.